Molecule: messenger RNA, 1163 nt
Organism: Tachysurus vachellii
Lineage: Eukaryota; Metazoa; Chordata; Actinopteri; Siluriformes; Bagridae
Gene: timm10b
Product: translocase of inner mitochondrial membrane 10 homolog B (yeast)
Cellular component (GO): mitochondrial intermembrane space chaperone complex
Source: RefSeq, a predicted model, not a curated record
GCUCUGGUCACGUGACAUCAACAUGGCCGCUCGCAUGUGAAAGUCAUGCUACACCUUGUGGGGAAUUUUAUUCGCUGUUUAUGAAGGUAAUAUUUAUAAGGUACCGACUACAUAUACUUUAUCUUAAAGACACACUGUAACCUAUACUAUAAUGGACCACGCCGGACAACUGCGGAAUCUUCGGGACUUCCUCUUGGUCUAUAAUCGUAUGACGGAAAUUUGCUUCCAGAGAUGUACGAACAAUUUCAACUACAGAAAUCUUACAAUGGAUGAAGAGCGCUGUGCAGACAGCUGUGCUGGUAAACUAAUCCGUUCCAACCAUCGCCUAAUGGGCACAUAUGUGAACCUGAUGCCAGCCAUGGUCCAACGGCGAAUGGAGGAGAUGGAGAGCAAAGCUGCAGAACUCGCAAAGGCAACCGAAGCAGAAGGCCCAGUGGAGCAUCUCUCAGGAGGUUUAAAUUCAUCAGAUGCUCCAUCCUCAGUCAUAAAAUCUACUUCUGCUACACCUCCACCAAGUGUGCAGACACCCACAGGGACAACAGCUACCAUUGGCACAAUCCAAUCUACACCAUCACUCUCUACAACAGAGGCAUUGGGUUCACACUUUCCAGUACCGAUUAUUACAGAAAGUGCACAUACACCUGCAGCUGAGCCAACAGUAGUCGUUCAUCCAGGCAAACAUCCUUAGAAGUGACCUCUCCACAUUUAGAGGGACUGAAAGUCUCUACUUCUCCUGUAAAUCACAGUCUGCCAGCACAAGAGUCUCUAUCAAGUGCUACAGCAUAUCAGUCUACUGGGGGAGAAAGACCACCAUCUUAAUGUUGGUUUAUUAAUGGACAGGGACAAGUUUCAUAGUUCAGAGCUGAUAUAUGGAAGCAUGUGCUGAGUAGAAUAACCAGUGUGAAAAUUACUUGAAUGUGAAAGAGACUGACUUUCAUUAUCGUUUUGGGAGUCAUGGAUAUUUCCGGUUCUUUAUGAUAGCAGGCACAGAGGCAACAAAAAGGGAUUGUUUUUUUUCUUUUCUUUUCGCUUCUGAUGUUGGAUAGAAUAAGUGACCGUGUGACUAAAAACACAUGAACCAUGAAAAACGUAUUGUAUGAUGGUGUUUCGAAGAGCAUCACAUCACAUUUUAACAAAAAAUAAAAUAUGUGAUAAGGAAAGCA